GUACCACGUUUGUAUGCAGGAACUUUCCCUCUUUUUUUUUCGAAGAGUACGCGUAGUAAAUAUUAAAAAAAAAAUGACCGAAGACCCCAACAUAGUGUACGUUUUCGUUGAGAACGAGGACAGAAAUGUUACGAUGGAGGACGUGAGCGACUGGCUCGGCAUCAUCGACGAGAUCGAAUCCACCAAAUUUCAGUUCGACGCCACUUCGGGGAGCACGUGCUAUCAAGUCCGUUUUCGGAAAAGCAUAUCGGCUCAACAGACUGUGCAAUAUUUAAGCGGUUCGAAGCUGAAGAAUUGCACAAUAACCAUUAAAUCCAAAACCUUUCAGAAGUGCGAGGUUGCGCCCGCGACGGACGAUGGCACCAACGGCGAUGCCGGCGCGGCGUCCGGGCGGCCAAAAGAGAUGAAUCGGGCUGCCCCCGUCAGCGCGCGCAAUAUCAGCGCGAUACUCCCGCUCAACGACAGGCUCCCACCGGAGGUUCAAAUGGAUGCCGUCCUGGCGGACCUACUCCCGGCAUUGGCGAAGGAAACGGAGUCCUAUCCGGGUGUUGAGGCGUUCAUGCAGGAGCUCCUUGCGGCGCAGACAAAGCUGGCCGGACUGCUCGCGGACAUCGCCGAAGUGGACGAGCAAAUCCAACGUCGCAACGAGGCUCUUGAAGAAGUCCUAGCCGCUCAGAAGCACGCACCUCAGACGGAAGCCAAUACAUUCAAUGGAAAAGAAACCGCAAAUGGAGACUCAAAUUUACCAUCUAAACCAACCAUUUUCAGCAAUUCUACUGGCAUAGCAGCGUUUGAAUGCUCGCCGCUGGAUCUCGUUUCGUUUCUGACAAAAAGGUUCGGCCCCAUUUCGCAGUGUGAGUGUUUGAUCAAUCCACAGACCGAGUUAUAUUUCGUGUCCAUUCAAUUUAUGAUGCCAAGUGAUGGCGACGCGUUUAGACAACGCAUCGAUUCUAAGACGGACGGGGAUUUGGAGCAGCGGAAGAAAUCACGUGUGGAGGUUAGUUUGAGCGAGCAGAUGGUGUUCAAACAGCAGUGGAACGUCUUGUAGUGUGUUAUUUUGUUCCAGAGAUAUAAUUUUGUGUGAAUGUGCGUGAACGUGAACCCUCGUGGUAUUCAUUUCACUUGCACUCAUAGACUCAAAUAUUCUCUUCUUCUAAGAAAAAAAAA
Phytomonas sp. Hart1 is the source of this 1167-nucleotide messenger RNA. Lineage: Eukaryota; Euglenozoa; Kinetoplastea; Trypanosomatida; Trypanosomatidae. The record is from the annotation of a GenBank genome assembly.